AUGUCACCGGCGGCUGCCGCUUCCUUGCCCGUCAGCCGACGCAAGUUGCGCGUUCAGCCGAACGUCAAUGCUGUUCGUAAAAGACCGAAACUGACCGUGUGGCCUAAUGGAUUUGUGUUAGGUCUUGGUAUUAAUGGGAAGGUCGUCCAGUGUUACAACAAGAGAACGAGGGAAAAGUAUGCUUUGAAGGUGCUGCAUGACAAUACGAAGGCAAGGCGGGAGGUCGAUUUGCAUUGGAGGGCCAGCAACUGCCGGCAUAUUGUGCAUAUAAUUGAUGUUUAUGAGAACAGUUACAGUGGAAACAAGUGCCUUCUUGUUGUUAUGGAGUGCAUGGAAGGUGGUGAACUGUUCCAGCGAAUACAAGACAGGCAAGAUGGAGCCUUCACUGAAAGGGAAGCAGCAGAAAUAAUGCGAGAAAUCUGCCUAGCUGUCAAACAUCUUCAUGAUAUGAACAUAGCUCACAGAGAUCUGAAGCCAGAAAAUUUGCUUUAUACAAAGCCAGAUCAUACAGGUAUAUUAAAACUGACUGACUUUGGGUUUGCUAAAGAAACCUUUUCGAAGGAUACCCUGCAAACACCAUGCUACACACCAUAUUACGUUGCACCUGAGGUACUUGGACCAGAAAAGUAUGACAAGAGCUGUGACAUCUGGUCAUUGGGUGUUAUAAUGUAUAUUCUGUUAUGUGGUUUCCCACCCUUUUACAGUAACCAUGGCCUGGCAAUAUCACCAGGUAUGAAAAAACGUAUACGAACAGGGCAGUAUGAUUUUCCAAACCCUGAGUGGCAGAAUGUUUCACAAGACGCAAAAGAUCUUAUCCGUGGUAUGCUGUGUAUCGAACCGACCCACCGCCUUACAAUAGAUCAAGUGAUGCAGAAUAAAUGGAUUGCUCAAUAUACAGAAGUACCACAGACUCCUUUACAUACUGGUAGAAUGCUGCGAGAAGGGGAAGGUAUCUGGCCAGAAGUUCAAGAAGAAAUGACACGCUCAUUAGCAACUAUGAGAGUUGACUAUGACCAGGUUCACAUAAAAAAUUUAGAUAAUUCGAACAACCCUCUUCUCAAUAAACGUCGUAAACGUGUUGCAGGAGAUGCUGGUGGUAUUCACCAGCAAUAAUUUUGAACAGUGUCUGAUAUAUUUGCUAUAUUUAAUGGUGCUGCUAACAAAGUGAAGUGUGCCACAAUAGAACAUUGAUGAGGGGUUAUAUAAGACUCUGUACUGGGCUUAGUUUUGUGGCAAAGUGAUUUGUGAAACUGUAUGUGUGUCUGUGUGUGUUAAGUUUUUUGGAAUUUCAUAGGGGAGUAUUAACUUUGAGUAACAGAAAGUGCAGAGUUUGUUAGUACAAAUUCUUACAUCUGAGCUAAAAAUACAGUGAAAACGAGAGUUUUGUAUGGGUUGUAUGAUACUGUUUCUAUACAGUAAAUCAUUGAUAAUUUUUUGACAGUGUGCUUAAUCUCCUCUUUGAACUGUUGGCAUAUUUUAGCUACUUAAUUUUUCAAAACAGUAUUUAUGCACUUACGUUCAGCUGUGAAUUUCAUUUACUUUAGUUUUGUAAGAAAAUCUCGGUAUACUUCCAUGCAGAUCUUAAGAUCAACACAUCAGCCAAAGGAAGAGUU
Messenger RNA from Schistocerca gregaria, 1613 nucleotides. Its product is annotated as MAP kinase-activated protein kinase 2-like. Gene Ontology annotation, molecular function: calcium/calmodulin-dependent protein kinase activity; calmodulin binding; ATP binding. Gene Ontology annotation, biological process: protein autophosphorylation; intracellular signal transduction; peptidyl-serine phosphorylation. The record is from RefSeq and is a predicted model, not a curated record. Gene Ontology annotation, cellular component: cytoplasm; nucleus. The coding region runs from base 1 to 1113 and encodes 370 amino acids. Lineage: Eukaryota; Metazoa; Arthropoda; Insecta; Orthoptera; Acrididae. The transcript has 2 exons.